AUGUUUUCUUCAAUUUUAAAAGUACCAGAUAUUUUAAAACAAGAAAUAUCUAGAAAUUCUUCUAGAUCAGUAAAACCACUUUCAUCUGAAAAUUGUUCAAAAUGGCCAUCUACUUGGAAAUAUGUUAACAAAGAUGAAAUACAACCAUCAAGUUUUAAUAUAAAUUUUAAUGAACCCGACACAACAACAUUAAAAAUGUUAGCGGAUGAAGCUAUAGAGAAAGAACCAAAAGUAGAGAUGGAUGAAGAUGACGAUUCUGAUUCAACAUCUUUAACUAAAUCAGAAUAUUUAGAUGAAAAAUUAAAAGGUAAUUGUAAUGGAAAACGAUUAAGUCAAAGAAAUUCAUCAACUUUAGAUGAAGAUAUGAGAGUUGAUGGAUCAUUUAUAAUUGAUGUAGUAGGCGGAAGUGUAAAACUAGAAAAAUAUAUAAUAUUAAAAGAUUUAAAAUUUGAUCCAUUUACUUCUAAUUUGGAAAUAGUGUUUCAAAAAGAUGUGUAUUUUCGAUGGCAGCAUGUAACUGCCAAUACAUUUAGAAGUGUUGUUCAUUUAAAAACGAGAAAACUCGGUGCAUCAAAUAUGGAGUGUUGUGAUAAUGUUACAAAUAAACAAAAUGAUAUAAAUUCUGAAGUAAAUAUUAAAGUUCAAUUUGCAACUCUUCCAACAAUAAUUCAUUAUUUUAACAGAAAUAAACCAUAUAUUUAUCAGCAAAAGAGUAUUACCCUAAAGCACAUUGAGUUAAAAAGUAAAGACAAGAAAGAGAUCUACCGAAUGAAUUAA
Molecule: messenger RNA, 777 nt
Organism: Strongyloides ratti
Lineage: Eukaryota; Metazoa; Nematoda; Chromadorea; Rhabditida; Strongyloididae
Exons: 1
Coding region: 1-777 (258 amino acids)
Source: RefSeq, a predicted model, not a curated record